CGUCAUGGAGGGGCUCUACCACCAGACCAACAAGCAAGUCCAUGAGGUCCAGUCUUACAUGGGGCGCCUGGAGACUUCAGACAAAGAGUCAGUACACUUAGUAGAAAAUGAGAUUCAGGCAAGAAUAGACAAUAUAUUCAGCAACUUGGAGCGCCUGGAAAUCCUGUCCAGCAAAGAACCUCCCAAUAAGCGACAGAAUGCUAAACUCCGAGUUGACCAACUGAAGUAUGACAUUCAGCAUCUGCAGACAGCUCUGAGGAACUUUCAACAUCGCCGCUACAUCCGGGAGCAGCAGGAGAGACAGCGAGAGGAGUUGCUUGCACGUACAUUCACUACUAAUGACUCUGACACCACCAUACCGAUCGACGAAACAUUACAGUUUAAUGAAUCCCUCCAGAAUGCCCAUCGUGGCAUGGAUGAUCUUAUUGGCAGUGGGACCAACAUCCUUCAGGGGCUGAGGGACCAGAGAGUGACAUUAAAGGGUACUCACAAGAAGAUCCUGGACGUUGCCAAUAUGUUGGGCUUAUCCAAUACAGUAAUGCGGCUGAUUGAGAAGCGAGCCUUUCAGGAUAAAUACUUCAUGAUUGGGGGAAUGAUUUUGACUUGUGUAAUUAUGUUUCUCGUCGUGCAGUAUCUGACAUGAGCUACGGAACUAUUGCCAGAGGAGAUCGUCUUUUGGAGCAAGAUGGACAGUACUCCAAACUGUACUUUCCUCUGAGUGCUGCUUUGGAUGAGCCCCUCCUGUGAACUUCAGAGUUGACAAAUCACACUCAGACACAUAUCAUGUGGAAAGCAUGUAGGGAAACAAAUUUCUCUGGGGACGCUGUAGUUGAGAAUGGCCCUAUAAAAAUACCCCUAGCCUUUACGGUUCUCACCUUACUGUCUGCAAGUUUAAGAAUCUGGUUAAUUAGGAAGCAGAAGUGAUUUUGCCCAGCUGUAUUGCAAGGUAGGAGCAUCCUUUUGAGUAGAUACGGAUAACAGGAUGCAAAGGCAAAGCGUAAGAUGUAGUGAGAUGAGAAGUGACCCUGAUCACUGUAUUUUGCAAUGAAAGAAUGCCACUUAGGAGAAUUUCACAUGGUUUGUGGGCAUGCUCCUGCGGAGUAAGUGUGCAAAAAGAGGUGGGAAGUGCAAGGUUCCCAUCUGCAAACUCACCAUUUUGCUUGGAGGGAGAAGGGUUUAUGGGGAAGGGUGUUAAAGCACGGUUGUAACCUCAGCUAACUUUUUUGUUUAGGCAUACAGUAUUAACCAGCACAAAUCUUCCCGUUUUAGGUUGAAAUGCUUCUCUUCUUACUUGAGGUAUGUUUUGGUACCUCUUUAUGCCCUGCUGCUUCCCGUGAGUUGUAUUCAUUUUCUGAGGUGGUUGGUUGGGGUUUUGUGCUCUAUAGCUGGUAUUUCUUGAAUUGGUGAAGCAGCCAAGUCCUUGCUCGGCUCGAAUUCAGAUUUGUGAUUUUUAUGUUCACAGAGCUCGAAUGGGCUCGGCUCGAAUUCAGAUUUGUGAUUUUUAUGUUCACAGAGCUCGAAUGGGCUCUCUGCUGUUUUUCACCUUCAGAGUAACAGUGGGAUCAGGGCAACAGACCUUUCACUUAAAAUCAGUUGUCAUCAGAAGAAUUUCCUGAAGUUACGUGCCUUGGGAUGGUAAACAUCCCUUGUCCUUGGGAAGGGUGUUCUUUGUGUUAUCCUUUGUACCUGCAAAAUUACUGUGAAAGACAUUCUUGUACAUUCUCAUACAUACCAUCUCACAGAGAUGAUAGCCAGUUUAGACAUACCUCCUUGGUUGUAGGUAUCUGUCCACAUUUAAACAUUCACAGUUACGAAAUGCCUCAUUGUUUAAAUACGGUACUCCUUUCCCUGCAGACUGGGGGGGCUCUGUUAGAAUGGCCAUCCUGAGAUUUUGGGCAUCAUCCAUUUCAAUCAGCCUUCAGAUACAUUCCCAUCCCAAUUUCUGUACAAGUCUGGAGCAUUUCCAAUGUCUGAUGGUGGCAGAGUGUGUCAUACUCAGCUGAUGUGGCAUAAUGCUGGAAAUGCUUUCAUUUUUUUUCUGUCUGGAAUGGUUGUGGGUCUUUUAAUUAGUAACAGAUUACAAGUUCUGCAGCCUAUCUUUGCUGCAAUAAGCUUUGCUUUUAUUAUGUAGCCUGUUGCAAACUUGGAGAAAUGGUAUUAAUAACUGUAAAAAAUGAAUUUCAGUUAAUAUGGGCUUUAGCUGUGCUUGUUUACAGUUGCAUAACUGAAGUAUGGAGUGACCUGUGUGCUGUGGCAUAGCUGUAAAGCCCAGAUGAGAGCACCUGCUUUGAUCAGCUGUCACAGACCAGUCAGCUUCACACCUGGAACCCAGGGCAAGGGAAGAGGCGGCAGUCGCAGUGCCAGCUGGCUGCACUGCAGACGCAGGAGCAGAGGCCAAGAUGCCAGCAGUGCCUGGAUAAUCCUAUUGGAUGGUUCAGCGGAAGAAAGCAGGGAAACCUCAGUGCUUGUUGAAUGUCCUGCAUGCUGCAUGCCGUCAGGCUGUGCAUUUUGUGCUUCUCAGUGUGUUUGAUGCCUCUCAAGUGUUCUGUGCUCUUCAUGUUCCUCAGUCUGCUGGGGUUUCCCGAGGAAACACAUUAGCAGACCAAGUACAGAAUCGGUUUUCAUUUGAGCCUGAGGGACAGGGAAUUAAAUGGAAAAGAGGA
Molecule: messenger RNA, 2663 nt
Organism: Gavia stellata (red-throated loon)
Lineage: Eukaryota; Metazoa; Chordata; Aves; Gaviiformes; Gaviidae
Gene: GOSR2
Product: golgi SNAP receptor complex member 2
Exons: 6
Coding region: 5-643 (212 amino acids)
Biological process (GO): intra-Golgi vesicle-mediated transport; vesicle fusion
Cellular component (GO): Golgi apparatus; late endosome membrane; ER to Golgi transport vesicle membrane
Molecular function (GO): SNARE binding; SNAP receptor activity
Source: RefSeq, a predicted model, not a curated record